CAUUGCUUAAGGACGCCAGACAUUAUGUGUGUAGUGGUUUAGGAGACUCAUCGAGACACAGGGUGUACAAAAUGGAAGAAGAGCGUGAUGCGAUCGACAGGUCGGUCAACGGUCUGCAGGAUAUGCCCACAUUGCCACUUGAAACUGCCGCAAUGAACAUGAUACCAGAGUACUUCCAAGCGUUGUCUAUCCGGUUAUCCAACGUACUGGACAAUAUUGGAGCCGGCACAAGCACUGUCAUGGAGCGGAGAGAAACAUACUUGCAGAGGGAGUGCAUGGCGACGAUAACAGAUCUGCUGAAGGGAAACGAUCUUAAUUACUUCCACUUCGGGAGCCAGUCUGAAGGUACCACGAUUCCUGGUCUCAAUUCUGAUGUUGAUGUUUUACUCAGUCAGAACGCAGUGAAUAUCAUGACGCACUGGCGAGACUGGGAGUGUGGGAUGAAUAAUCUUCUGAUGCUUCAUGGCGACAUCCCUUUUCCUCAACAGUACUUGCUACAGAACAUCAGAAGAUUAUCAGCGGAACCGGUAAUUACUAUUAUCGAUGACAGGGCAGUAAGAAAAGAUUCUGGGCAAAUACUGUUCAGCUCGGAACGAUGGAAACAGGAAUCAGAGCAGAUAUUUUCAGAGCGAGGGGAGAUAACAAAAAAUGGACCUUCUGUUAGUUAUGCGCCCAACUGGGAUAUGGUAAGGGCGUUGCCCGUUUGCAAACCUCUUCCGGAAAUACAAAGAUGGAUAGACAGAUGUAUAGGUAGACACUGGCCACCUGCCCAAUUACUGGAGGCUGCACAGGUAGCUCCGUGUUUUCUGGUACCUUCCGGUCAUCCAGACAGUGAUUACAAACGCGAAGAAUGGCGUGUGUCUCCAAACCUGAUUGAACGAAUGUUGAUGUUUAGUUUUAAUAUGACACAAAUAAAAUGUUACAUCGUUUUGAAAUUAAUUAAGCAAACCUUAUUUAGGAAAAUGGUUGGAGACUUUGUCACAAGUUUCCAAUGUAAAACUUUAAUGUUCUUCGCCAUAGAGAGAACACACCCUUCUCUGUGGAAGGAGCAUAACCUCAUGUUUCUACUUGUACAAUGUUUACAAGUAUUACGGAAAUGGCUGCAAAUCGGAAGAAUCCCUCAUUACAUCAUAGAAGGAGUGAACUUGUUUGACGGGAAAGUGUCUUUAGUUCAACAGAGACGCCUUUUACAGUACGUUGACUUCUUAAUAAAGAACAACUUGCAAGAUUUAUUCUACAUAGAUAUUGAUCAAUUGGGAAAUCGGUUACAAGCGUCGGGUAAACGGCGAAUCGGACGGCCCAGAUAUGGAGAACAUGGACCAGUAUGCUUUCCUCAAAGAAUCAGUUUAUUGCUGAAGUUCGAGUGCUUAGAAAGAUUUAUUGUUUCCUUAAAAAGUGUAAUAAAUCAGAAGCUUAGUUCGAAUACGACUGUCCAGCAAGGCAUAACAUAUAAAUUACGCACUGUUUUUGAAUUCUCCAAGAAUGUCAAAUUGACAACCGUUCCUUUAGACUUCAUUAAUCACCUUUACGCAUUACACAAUUCAGUACAAUUAUCUCGGUGUUUGCGACAAGGGAACCCUGCUUUCCACGAACUUAUACGGCGUUACAAAUAUUCCUUAAGCACGGACAUAGCAUCUAGUCGCUUAAAGUUGGCUUCUACUUUAUACUGUUUUGGACAUCUUCACGCGGCGAUGAAAGUGUUGGAGGACGUCGAGAAGAGGUAUCAUAGCAAGGUCAAGGCUGUCUGUGGAUACGAACUUAAAACAGGAGACCGUGAUCCCAAGGUAUUUGCUAAUAUGAUAUCAGAUAAAGGUAACAACGUAUUUAGCGAACCUCCAUUUGCAUUUUGCGUAACGUUUGUUAGACAAGAAGCGCACUGCGCUCCAUUUAUACUGUGGUACGAUAUGCAUCGGAAUAUGACUGAAGCGGAAGUUGCACAGAGAAAUUACCUUCAGAAACAAUGGAUGGACAACGCUGAAGUGGAUGCGUUCCCUUUCUUCUACUAUCUACAGUAUCUCACGUAUGGCGGGCUAGGUAAACGUGAAAAACAAUUACACGCAAUGAGAAUGCUUGAGUCUUAUCUAUGCGAUUCAAAAAAUCAGAUAAACCUGUAUCACAACGCAACUUCACUGCACUUGCUUGGUCACUGCUUCGAAAUUGAAGGGAAUUAUAGAGGGGCGUUUUAUUACUAUGGAGAAUCGUUGCGUUACUGGGAUACGAACAAUGCUGCUAACUGGCACGUGCAGCGUGUGCAGCGUGUGCAGCGUGUGCAGCGUCUUAUAAGAAGUUAAGUUUAAAAACUUAACAUGUAAAAUAAACAAGAUGAACUAUAGAUGGUUUAAGCUUCACGCUGUGUUAUCAAUAAGUUAUUUAAAUAUAACAUAUAUGGUAUGAUAUAGCAAGCCGCACAGUAAACAAUAAAAUAUUACGUGAAUUUGUAUUGUAAAAUAUU
Messenger RNA from Dreissena polymorpha, 2452 nucleotides. RefSeq lists its product as uncharacterized. The transcript has 3 exons. Lineage: Eukaryota; Metazoa; Mollusca; Bivalvia; Myida; Dreissenidae. Bases 72 to 2291 code for a protein of 739 amino acids. The record is from RefSeq and is a predicted model, not a curated record.